UCGCUCGCUCGGGCGCUCUCUCUAGCUCUCCUUUUCUUACUUGUCGUGUUGAAUGCGGUCAGCGGAAUGCUCUGCUCCGUUUCCAUGUUGAUUACAUGAAACAUAAUGGAUAUCCUGGGACACUUACAAUGGACCUCAAUAGGCUAUUGAAGGUCUUCCCGGGCAUAGCGUUAACAUGGGUUUGCUUCCUGGUAGCAACGUGCUGUGUUAAGCUGACCGAUGCGAGGAUAGGCUACUUCUGGCACAUAACGGAUUUACAUCUGGAUACGUACUACACUACCAAGGGUGAUAUCUUUCGCAGUUGCUGGCUUAACGAGCAUCAUUCGAACACGGCUAGCGCCAAACGGCCGGGACUGUACGGAGAUUACAUGUGCGACAGCCCAUGGAGCCUGCUGGAAUCCGCCACGCAAGCCAUGAAGUCCAAGCAAGGUGAUAACGUCGAGUUUGUCCUGUGGACUGGUGACGGUCUUUCCCAUUCUGCCAAGCGAAUGCACGAAACCAAGCGAUUGGACGUGCUGCGUAACAUUACGGAGCUGAUGAGCCGAACGUUUCCGUCACAGUUUGUGUUUCCGGUGCUUGGCCAUGAGGAUGGUAGUGCCAACUUCGAGCAGCUCGGAGAUCUCUGGCGCCACUGGUUGCCACUGGAAGCGCUACAAACAUUCGAAAAAGGCGGUUACUAUACCAUAGAACAGACGAAGAGCAGGCUAAGAAUAAUAGCUUUAAAUACGAACUACAUGCGACACGACGCCAAGUACUCGCAGUCGCACUCGUCGGCGGUAAAGCAGCGGCCAGACGGCUCCUACCACUACCCAGCGGGCGGCCACUACGGUGACCAUCAUACGGGCAAACAUUAUCACGCCCGGGAAGGUAGCUCUUCCGGGUAUCUGUACAGUGACCGGCGGAACGGAUAUAGUAGCAGUAGCAACGUAGCGGACAGUGGUAUCGGUGGCCACGCCAGUGCAUUAUCGGGAUCAAGCAGCCACGAGUCGGAAAAGCAGUGGGAGUGGCUGGAGGAGGUUCUAGCAAAGUCGAGUAGAAAUAAGGAAACUGUAUAUAUCGUAGGACACAUACCACCAGGCUCGGACGAGCGCCACAUUGGCCACACGAUCCCGUUCGGGCAUUCCAGCUUCACCGAGAAGAACAACGUGCGCUACCUGCGGCUGGUGAAGCGAUACUCAUCGAUCAUUCAGGGACAGUUCUUCGGACACCUACAUUCGGACUCGUUUCGAGUGGUUUAUAAUGAAGUUGGCAAACCCGUCUCCUGGAUGAUGAUUGCUCCAUCGAUAAGCCCACGGAGAAGCAGCGAGUCCAACAAUCCCGCCAUGCGGCUGUACAAAUUCGACACCGAUACAGGGCAGGUCUUAGACUACACGCAGUACUAUCUAGAUUUAGAGCAGGCGAACAAACUAGAGGAAGCGGUGUGGCAGCCGGAGUACAACCUUACCACCUACUACUACGGUCUGAGCGAGGUGUCAUCGUUGGCCCUCCACAAUUUGGCCGAUCGCUUCAACAACGCGGACGACGUGCAGUUCAUGAAGUAUUACAGGGUGAACUCCGUGCGCCACGCUACCAGCACCUGCGAAGGUGUCUGCCUGCUCAACCACUACUGUGCCAUUACCAGGCUGGACUAUCGCGAGUUUCGCAGCUGCCUGGAAACGGCGGCCAAAGCGAUGGCAUCGAAAAAUGGCAGCCCCAGCGGACUGUUCGUAUCGACGCUCGCCUUCAACCGGUUGCUCAUGGCCCUCCUACCGGCCCUGCUGAUGAUGAUGUUCCUGCCCGUGUGGAGCAGCACCGUGUCAGUGGAUACGGCAAGCCGGAACGCUUUCGGUGGCCUACUCAUCGGUGCACUUCGCCCCUCCGCUUACAUCGUCUCCUGCUGGCACUCUGCAACGGGCUGGAUGAUGGCGAUUGGUCACGGUAUCUUUAUCGUACUUGGGACCGUGUGGACCACCGUCUGCAAAGCGUCAGCGGUACUGCUAGUAAGUGCAUUUUCCUGUUUUUUUGUGUGUUUGUCUGUACGACAAGGUGGCGAGAUAGUUAAGGGCAGGAUAAAACGUGAACUGAGAGCUUCUUCUAAGACGGUGGGUGUUAGUUGUGCUAGUAAAGGUUUGCAUUAA
Molecule: messenger RNA, 2117 nt
Organism: Anopheles maculipalpis
Lineage: Eukaryota; Metazoa; Arthropoda; Insecta; Diptera; Culicidae
Product: acid sphingomyelinase-like phosphodiesterase 3a
Exons: 9
Coding region: 96-2117 (673 amino acids)
Source: RefSeq, a predicted model, not a curated record